This is a messenger RNA of Zingiber officinale, 1432 nucleotides long. RefSeq names its product helicase-like transcription factor CHR28. Gene Ontology annotation, molecular function: metal ion binding. Lineage: Eukaryota; Viridiplantae; Streptophyta; Magnoliopsida; Zingiberales; Zingiberaceae. The transcript is spliced from 5 exons. The coding region runs from base 1 to 1191 and encodes 396 amino acids. The record is from RefSeq and is a predicted model, not a curated record.
AUGGGGGAUGGGGGAUGGGAGAUGGGAGAUGAGGAAGGCAACAAGAAGGGGAGUGAUGUUCUGAUACCAGUACUGGGGAAAACCUUUUUAUUGGGAACAUUUACUAUAUAUUCCUUAUAUAGAAGUUGUGAAUGUCGGCAGGAAUUUGCUGCCAUGGGGACGUUGAAACAAAAUUAUGCAAGUAUAUUGAUGCUUCUGCUGCGACUUCGGCAAGCCUGUGAUCAUCCCCUCCUAGUUAAAGGAUUUCACACAGAUACUAUUGGAAAAGAUUCACUUGAUAUGGCAAGACAACUUCCCAGGGAAAUGCUUAUUAAUUUACGUAACCAGUUGGAAGGUUUGGCGAUUUGUACCAUCUGCAGUGAUCCACCAGAAGAUGGUGUUGUAUCAAUGUGUGGGCAUGUCUUCUGCUACCAGUGUGUAUCCGAACGUUUAAUUGGUGACACGUGUCCUGCACCUGGUUGUAAAGAUAUACUUGGUACUGAUUGUGUAUUUUCACGUGGUACCCUGAAGAGUUGCAUCUGUGAAAAUUUUGAUGAUGAAACUUCAACCAGUUCUACAUUUGAUGAGCAACAGAUUACCCAUAGUGGCUAUGUAUCAUCUAAAAUUAAAGCAGCACUUGAUAUACUGACGACAAUUGCAAGUCAAAGUUCAAGUUCUGUUCAUGAUCUUAUAGGUGAUUCUGCUUCUGCUCAAUUAAACUUGACUACUGAAGUUCCGGAGAAGGCCAUUGUUUUCUCCCAGUGGACCAGCAUGCUAGACUUGCUCGAGCUUUCAUUGAAUGAAAACCUAAUACAGUACAGGAGGCUUGAUGGAACAAUGACUCUUGUGUCACGAGACAAGGCUGUAAAAGACUUCAACACUGAUCCAGAGGUAACUGUUAUGCUUAUGUCGUUAAAAGCAGGAAGUCUUGGCCUGAAUAUGAUUGCUGCCUGUCACGUAAUUCUUCUUGAUCUUUGGUGGAACCCAUCUACCGAAGACCAAGCAAUUGAUCGAGCACACAGAAUUGGUCAGACUCGUCCUGUGACUGUUUCCCGAAUAACUGUCAAAGAUACAGUUGAAGAUCGCAUAUUGGCUCUUCAGGAGGAGAAGAGAAAGAUGGUUUCUUCUGCAUUUGGCGAAGACCAAACGGGUACUCAUGCGACCCGGCUCACAGUAGAUGAUCUUAGAUAUAUGUUUAACUGUUAUGACUAAGUUUUGGUGUGGAUCAUCCCCAUUGGAUUCCAAUAUUUUUGGAUAUGAGAGUGUGAUGCUCAUUCAACUUUUUUGCAGUGUUUGCUCCAUCCGACAAAGUUCCUUCCUUUUUCUUGUUUGUAGUCAUAGGUCGCUAACAUAUGUAACAGUAAUAGCACGAUCCAACGAAGGGAUGGAGCAUAAGUUGUAAAUAUGUAACAGGUAUUUUGCCAAGAUGAAUAUGCUGUGUACUUUUAUGGUU